This is a messenger RNA of Pelagomonas calceolata, 1410 nucleotides long. The record is from the annotation of a GenBank genome assembly. NCBI's taxonomy places the organism in Eukaryota, Pelagophyceae, Pelagomonadales, Pelagomonadaceae.
AAACAAGCUUCGAGGCUGCCGCACGCCACCAAAACGGCCCCGGGCUGCCGAACCGCACUCGCACGGAUGCGAUUCAUACCACCACUCGUCGUCGCGGCGCUCGUGGCCGCCGCACAACCUGUGGACGAAGCUAAACUAGCCUCGGCCCGGGCGGCGCACGCGGACACGCAGACAUUAAACGACGCCAUUGAUGCGUUGGAGACGCGGCAGCGGGCGCGCGCCCACGAGCGCCGGCGGCUGGAACAGCGUAAAAACGAGGGCGCGGCCCACGCGGCCGCGAUCUCGAACAAGACCGAGGCGUUGUGGGCCGAGCUCACGAAGACGAAGGACCUCGGCGACGGCCGGGGCCCCUGCGACCUCGCGAGCGCGGGCCCCGACGCGCUGACCUGGGCGCGCGACGCGUUAAAAGACGCUGCGGCCGCGUCGAAGCGCUUGCAAGGCGACCGCAAGGCCUACCUCGAGGCGGCCCAGGCGGAUUUGGAGCUCCUGAAUAGGACGGUCUACCCGUCGUUACGGGCGGAGCGCGACGCCAUCGACCUCAACUUAAACGACGCGCGGGCGCGGCAAAAGGUGCUGCGCGAGGACCACGCCAAGUCGAAGACCGCCUGGCUGCGCGACCAGGCCAAGAGCUUUCCCCUGUCGUUGGCGCGGUCGGGCGCGGCGAACUGGACGGCGUUCCGAGGGGCGUUCAACGCCUGCGCGCCGAUCCUGUACGGGUGCCGGUGCCACGACGACUACGACCUGUUUCUUUAUCCGUGUCCUGUUUUUUUUUGUGCCUUCGUGCUCCCUCGCGUCCUGCGGCCUGCCCCGCGGCGUACUUGGACGGCCUCUUGCCGAGCGGCCUCGCGAUCGACCUCACGAGGGAACGCCUACGGCUGUGCCCGAGGGCUAGGCCGCUGGCCGCGCCCACGAUCGAGCCUCCGCGAGCCCGCGGUCGCGGCGGCCACCCUUACGCCAUCGACGAGAAUCGCACGCAGGUGCCGCGCCGCGCACAUGGAGGAGCCGAGCUGGCUCUGGCGCCUCGGCCCCGCGGACGCGCGGGCGCGGUUUGCCGCGUGGGAGGCCGACGCGCGGAACCGAAGCAAGGCCCUGGCGAUCUCCCUCGCGAACGCGUACUUCGACGUCAAGCUCUGGUGGAUCGACCAGGUCGACGAGCACUGCGACUGGCGCGCGCCGGGCCACGAGAACUGCAAAAGGGCCGCGUUCGCGAUCCGGAACUUUCUGGAGUUGUGGCCGUGCCUCUGGAAGACGUCGCUGUUUGUGUGGGUGGUGAAGCGCGCGUGGCGGGCGCGGGCGUGGCGCUGGCGGGACGCGUUUUGUGUGUUGGUGUUGCUGGCGCUGGCGCUCGGGCCAGGGCCGUGGGGGGACCGGAAGGGGAUGCGGCGGAUUGGGGUGGGGGUGUAUGUUUGA